Molecule: messenger RNA, 1389 nt
Organism: Vanrija pseudolonga
Lineage: Eukaryota; Fungi; Basidiomycota; Tremellomycetes; Trichosporonales; Trichosporonaceae
Exons: 2
Coding region: 1-1389 (462 amino acids)
Source: RefSeq, a predicted model, not a curated record
AUGCAUGUGUCCCCCCACGAAGCUGGUCGCCACAUCCCGUUGCAAUUCCACGAGGGGCGGAUCGGCGGUGCCCCGGUUGCGUCACCUUUUGUUUAUCUCCCCUGCAUUUUGCUUCUUCGCCGUCUGCAUCCACACACACACACACUCUCUCUUCCACACACUCACCCCUCCGUUCUCACAACUCACUCCGCUCACCGUCACCUACCUACCGCCUCUCACCACGCCCUUCUUCUGCACCACAACACAGCAAGCCCCUUCUCCCCCCCCCCUGCUUGGGACCCAACGUCCCACCUCCUUCGUCUUCCCUCUUCCUCUGGACCGUUGGCUGAAACCAAGCCCGCCAUGACUUUGGGCCUCCUGCCGCUCGAGCUCCAGCUCAUGGUGUUCCAGCAGCUCGACGUCAACGAGGACCGCGCGUCCUUCCUCGCCCUUCUCCGCCUAUCGCCCCUGUGGGAGGCGGCGGCGACAGUACUCUACCGCAACAUCGACAUCAGCGGCGAGAGGCUGUGCAUGCUCCUCGUGCCCGUGUCGGACACCCUACCGCCCAUCAACCGCGAGGUUAUAGCCGACCUGCGACAGCUUGAGGACGUGGUGGACAAGUUCGAGAAGACCGCACCCCAUCUGGCCGAAGAACUUCGCCCACUCUUGGAGCAAGGGCAAGAGAAGUAUCGAAAGCCCGACCGGUUGAGCUCGAGGACCCGCCGCUCGCUGUCAGUUGUCAGGCGCAUCAACCUCAGGAACCUGACACCCGAGUCAGUCGACGCGUUGACCGACUCGGCCUUGCCACACCUCGCCUUGUUCCCCAAAGUGGACACCGUUCACCUGUACAGGACCCCCGAUGGCCCCGACAACAGUCGGUUUUACGACGUGCAUGAACGCUGGCCAUCGGCUCAGACUAUUCUGUUCAACUCCGUCGGAGUUUGCACUUGGGACAUCGACAACACCGUCUCCCUCUCCUUCAAGGAGAUCCGCAGUUUUACUAUCCACUCUGCAGAGCUUUUCAGAACGGCGAUUUCUUGGGGAAGACUUGCGAAGUCUCGUCCUGACCAGUGGGACCAAUGCUCUCCGAUUCACGUGUUCACACGUAGUCCCGGAUAUAAAGACACCUUCCCCAAGCACAAGAAGGACGAAACGCGAAUGCCGCCAGCUCGCGUCUGGGUGGAAGAGUGGGAGGAUGACGAUGGGUCAGACUCGGAUGGCUCAGAUACCUCGAGUGUGGACAUUGUCCCUCGUCUCAUCUCUGUUGGCCAGUGGGACUCCGAUGAGACCUCUGCCCAUCAGUUCCGCACGGGUGGCACAGAGUACGAGCACCCGCCCUGUACCCUCUGCGGCACCAAGGUUGACGCCGAGACGCGCGUCUUUGACGAGCCGUUCACGAGGGCGUGGUAG